Molecule: messenger RNA, 949 nt
Organism: Halteromyces radiatus
Lineage: Eukaryota; Fungi; Mucoromycota; Mucoromycetes; Mucorales; Cunninghamellaceae
Product: peroxisomal biogenesis factor 11
Exons: 4
Coding region: 127-840 (237 amino acids)
Biological process (GO): regulation of peroxisome size; peroxisome fission
Cellular component (GO): peroxisomal membrane
Source: RefSeq, a predicted model, not a curated record
UUUUUUCGUUCACUAUUCACCAUCUUUUUUUUUUCUCACUGACCAUUUUUUUUUUUUUUUUGUUCCGUUCUACUCUUUCCAUUAAAAUAUUUCUUUUUAUUAUAUUGUGAUUGAUAUAUAUUUAUCAUGGUGACUCAUCAACAAGUAGAUGCUGUGAAUAGGUUUUUACAUACAACAUAUGGACGUGAACGUACUUGUCGUUUGAUUCAAUAUUUUGCACGGUUUUAUGCCUUUUAUCUUACUCGUCAAGGUGCACCAAAAGUCACUGUUCAAAGAUGGAAUGAUUUAAAACAACACGUAGGCAAUGCUAGAAAAUUCUUCCGUUUAUUGAAACCCAUUGAAUUUGCUCAAACUGGUAUUAAGGCUUUGGAUACAAAAGACGAAGUGUUACGUGCUACUGGUGUUUUGAAACAACUGGGAAUGGGGCUUUAUUAUUCUGCUGAAGUAUUUGUUUUGACCAAUGCCAUUCAAUUUUAUCAACCCAAAAAUAUCAAACAAAUCACUGACUUUGGACAAAAAUGUUGGCUUUUGGGUAUCACUGCCUCACUCCUUUCUGGUAUCUACAAACUCAAACUUUUAGGUGUACGAUAUCAAAUGUUAGUAAAGGAACGUACUUAUCAUGAUAAUGAAAAGGAUGAUACUGAACUCAAGAAACGUGAAAUGGCAUUGGAAAAGGAACGUCAUAGUAUCACUUAUCAACUUGUACAAGAUGCUCUUGAUUUCACCAUUCCUUCUUCUGCCUUAGGUUGGCUUCCUCUGGAUGAUGGUAUAGUUGGUAUUGCUGGAAUCAUCACUUCUUUGAUGUGUAUGAAUACUCAAUGGCAAAAAUCCAACCCUUAGUUUAGAUUCUUUUUUUUCUUUUAUUCCUCAUUCCCUUCCUAUCUUUUUUCUUUUUUUUUUUUCUUACUUUUUGUUAUUACCCAAUGAAUAAACAUACGUUGUCUUUUAA